This is a messenger RNA of Alternaria atra, 4371 nucleotides long. RefSeq lists its product as uncharacterized. Gene Ontology annotation, molecular function: ATP binding; protein binding; protein kinase activity. Bases 1 to 4371 code for a protein of 1456 amino acids. The record is from RefSeq and is a predicted model, not a curated record. Gene Ontology annotation, biological process: protein phosphorylation. The transcript has 7 exons. Lineage: Eukaryota; Fungi; Ascomycota; Dothideomycetes; Pleosporales; Pleosporaceae.
AUGGUAUGUAAUCCCUUAGAAACUUUCGUAGGUCCUUCACUUAUCUACGAAGACUUCUGCUGUCACUUGCGACGAUUUGAGAAACACGGCAAUGCGAAGUUGAAGGAUCCUUGGUCUUUACGGCAAAUGACGGCAUGCCAACGGUUUGACAUGGUAAAUCAGACAUCGACCUGGAUCUUCAUCAAGCCUAUGGAACAUUUCCAGAAGAAGUUUCGGAUGCUCCUCUGCGGUGAUCAACGAAACAACCCCAUGGCUCCGCACCUUCUUUGCCUCUCAAUGGCGUCAGAGAACUGGAGGUGGUAUAUUGAUUUUCUGCGAAGGCGUUUGGGUGAGUUCGUCGAGAAAGCAACAUUUGCCUCUUUUGAUGCUUCAAAUCUCAACUACGAUAUCAGUCUUGUGGAUAGCCAGCGCCUCAGUACGUUAGAGUCAAAAGUUACCGUGGCAAUCGCUGUCCUGGAGCAGAACCUCGCCAUCGGACGAGGCAUGAAAAGGCAUUGCAGGCGUCUUUGGCGGAUCAAAGGCUUAAACAUAAACCAAAGCCUACAGGAUACAACGGAGAGCGACAUUGAGAUGCAGUUGACUCACCUGGGUCUCCACAAAGCAUCCUGUGAGCUUCUGCUUCGACGUAUCCAAGGGACCUGUUCAAUGCUUUUAAAGAUCAACGAUCUGAGAAACGACAUGAUCAUGAAGGAUUAUAGCAAGAUAACGACUGAGCUAAUCGGAAUGACGAAUGCGCAGAACAAAAGCUUGCAUGCGAUAGCGCAUGGUGCGAAGCUUGACUCUCGCAUGAUGAAGAUACUCACUGUCAUCGCGAUAGCGUUUGUGCCACCAAGUCUCAUCGCAUCGAUAUUCUCGUCUGACUUGAUCAAAACGUCUGAUAGAGACGUAUCUGGCGAUUCUUUCCGCGUCAGCCGAACCGACUUAUACAUGUUCGGCAGUCAAUCUGGGAAGCGUAUACUUUACUCUGAUGUCCUUUUCCAGACGUCCUUGGGGCCAACUUUGAUGGAAGGAGUCCCUGAAAUCGACCACUGCAACUUCAUCUACUUCUGCGCCGAAGCACAAGCCCUAGGAAUCGAUUUCCUUCCUAUAACAUGGCAACCAUAUAUGGGCCUGGGAGGAAUUGGAGGGACGUCGAAGAUCCAGCAAUCGCUGCUGAGUGUUGAUUUCAGUUUGGCGUUCAAGUCUAUUGACCUUGGGGGCGUUCUGCAGGCUCGCCAAAAUGACGAAUUGAAAGCGAUGUAUUCGUUGUUGAGGGCAGAGAUUCAGCAUAUGAGGAAUCCGUGUGUCCUUCGCUGUCCCCAUAUCAUGCUAGUCGACGGUAUCUGCUGGAACAUUAAUAGUGUUGACGGCAGCAUCGAUCCUGUAUUGGUGUAUGAAAGAGCUGCGCUAGGAGACUUAUAUCACUACAUGACCUCUGGUGAGGGACGUUUGUUGGAUAUUGAGAAUCGGAUCAAAAUAUGUCGAGACAUCGCGAUAGGUCUCGAGACAUUGCAUGAAUGCAAGAUCAUCCACGGAGACGUCAAGCCCCAAAAUGUUCUUAUGGAUCUUGUCGGAAACAGAAUCGUCACGGCCAAGGUUGCAGAUUUUGGGUAUUCUAGGGCAUACCUGAGCUCCGAGGAUAAGCUCGCGGUGGCUCGUACAACACCUUGGUGCGCGCCCGAGGUCGCUGAACGGGCCGACGGGUAUUUGAGCCACGAGGCGGAACGGACGGACAUCUACUCUUUUGGAAUGUUGUGUCUCUGGAUGAUAUUUGCCAACGAGCUUGCAAAUCAUUUUGGCGUUAACCAAGACAUGACUGAUUUCAGCACGGCUGAUACAAAAGACCAGCACUUGUGUUUCACAAAAAUCAACAAGUUGAAGGAGGAAGAUCGUCUGCGACUCAUCUGUAGGGGGCUGACCUUGAAUCUUCCUCUCGAGCCAGGACAAAAGGUUAGCCUGACUAAGGUGUUCGACUCAUCAAUUUCGCGCGAUCCGUUGCACAGAACCCUCAACAUGCGGCGAAUUAGAGCGUUGCUCGAUGAGAACCUAAGCGAUCCCUCAGCGUUUCCCGCGGACAUGAUACCUACUCUCCACAAUGAGAAGGUGGACAUGAAAGAACACCAAGAUUUCCAGAUAUCCGAGAGCGUGCUGCAGUUCCUCCAAGGUGAUGUCCGAGUCAGAGAAUUUGUCUUUCAAUCCUUACUUCAUCAAGCCACAAGCUCCACAUGCGUCGCCUGUCAAUCGAACGCCGCGUUUCAGACUUCGAUAUGCUUUUCCAUUGGAUUCGGAAUACCUGCGGAUGUACAAUCUUGCCAACAAUGGCUUCAUCGCUCCGGGAAAUCUCGCGUUGACCUUGAACGAGUACUGCAUGGCAUGAAAGAGUUUUCCGAAGUGGACGAGCCGCACCUAUAUCACACUCAUCUCCUGAACAACCUGCACAAUGACGGGUACUUGCGCAACAUCGACUACCUUGACACUUAUCUGCCAGCACUCUCCCUCGACAACAUCAAAAACUUGUACAAACGCGAAAUUGCUGACCUUGUCUUUUGUCUCGGACCGUCAGCUUUUUUUACGAUGAGUUUGCAAGGGGUGUACGCGACCAUCCUCAGAGAAGCUGGCCUCUACCAGGAAGCGGCAGCUAUCCAAACUCAGUGCCUUCAACAACUCCUCCAGACUACAUUAGAUGACGGCACCGAAACACCGAAUGCGCAAGUCUUCAUGAGCGCGUUGGCUGAGACAUAUCGACGGCAAGGUGACUAUCAACAAGCCGAGCAUUAUAACACAAUGGUCAAGUCUCGUCGCACAGAAACUUUGGGCCCGGAUCAUCCUCUGACGUUGGCUUGCGUGCAGUUAGAAGGGAUUCUAUACCACGAAAGAGGCUUCCCGGAGGAUGCGGAGAGUACUUACAAGCUUGUGAUAGAAAAACGCAAGCAGACACUGGGCAUAUAUCAUGUGGGUACGCUUAAUGCCAUGAGCGACCUCGGAAAUCUGUAUCUACAUCAGAUGAGGUACAAGGAGGCUGCGGUGAUACUAGAAGAGGAACGGGGUCUCUGUGAGAAACUUCUCGGUGCCAACCAUUACAGCACGCUCACCACGCUCACUAACCUAGCCAACACAUAUAUCGGAUUAGAGGAGAAGGAGGCUGCGCAAGGCUUGCUCGACCGAGCGCUUUUUGGCCUGAGGCUGACUUUGGGAGAAGACCACCCCAUGACAAGGUCUGUCAUGGCCAGUUACGGUGCCCUGUACUACAGCCUCGAAGAGUAUUCCACAAGUCUCGACUGGUAUAAGAAGGCAUUGCUAGGGAUCGAAAAGCUGCUGGGAGCAGAUCAUCCGAGUACCACGCAAAUCGCUCGGUCGAUGGCUUCAGUCUUAGUAGCAAUGGAAGCUGAUUUCGGAGAGAUCAGCAUGAUGUACGAAAGAUGCAUUGGGGCACAGAAGCGCCUGCUUGGGGAGAACCAUCGAGAGUACUUGGAAACCCAGUCCGAUUAUUGUCAGUUCCUUUUUGAACGCGGCCACCUAUCAGACGCGGAGUGCGGCUACCGCGAACUCAUUAGGCACCAAGAAACAUGUUUGGGUCCGAAGCAUGGAGCUCUUGCUGUAUCACUCUGCCAACUCGGUCAAAUUCUCAGCGAGCUCGGAAAGGGGGACGCGGAUGUGGCAUUGAGACGGGCGGUCGAUCUAUCGAUGCAGUAUGGUGAAGGCAGGCACGAAAUGGGAUGGGAAUGCAUGGAGAAGCUUGCGGAUCAUCUCUGUCACACCGGAUCAGACCUGCAAGAAGCCGAGACUCUAUAUCGCAGAAUCCUCGGGGCAAAGCGCGCGGAUCCGAACAUCGAACCUAUCGAGAAUUAUGUCAUUCUCGGCUCUCUGGCGGACCUGUCCAUGGAGCUAGGCAAUCUCGAACAAGCAAUUGUGGUGCGUAGAGAGAUGGUUGAAAUCAGUGAGAUGUUUGAGGAAGAAUACAACGAGGAUAAAGUAGCGGUACUCGCAGAUUUGGCUUUCAUUUUGAACAAGAGCAAGCAGUAUGACGAAGCAGAACCACUAUAUCGCAAGGCUCUGGAAUUGGCAAUCACUACUUUCGGGGACUCGGGAGAGAGAACUUUGGACUUGAAAGCGCAUCUGGCCUGGAACCUGGAGCUCCAGGGACAACACGAGGAGGCGCGUGUCCUUGUGAAUGACGCAUUAGAGAAGAGUAAGGCGUGCUUGGGAAUUGAAAUGAUGCGGCUGCGACUGUUAACCAGAGCGGCUGCUGUUUAUUUUCGACAGGGUGACAAAGCGGCGGCCAUCGUGCUCAGCCAGGAGGUGCUUGAUGGAACUCGUGUUGUGUUCGAAGCGGAAUCUGAAGAACUGCAUGUAGCAGAGGCCAACCACACAUUAUACACGCAAGGUCUUUAG